AUGCUCGCUUUUCUUGUGAAUAAGUUUAGACAGCAGAAUAAUAGCGAGUCUAGAACAGGCCAUUCUGAACGCCGCUAUGACGGUUCCUUCGACGGGGAAACAAUAUACGACUAUUUCGGCAACCUCGUUAUCAAGAGCCACAACAUCCGAGAUGGACACCCUGUCGCCAUUAAAUUCAAAACCGUGGGCUUUUUCUGGGAAUCAGAGGCGGACAUGAUGGCCUACGCGCACUCUCAGAACCUCUUGGCUCCUGCCGUCUGGGAAUGCCGCCAACUCGACAGCCAUCGGAUCGCCAUGAUUGCCGACUUUGUGCCAGGCAAUCCACUUGACGAGGUCUGGCCGACAUUGGAUGAACAACAACGCAUGUCGAUCACAGAACAGCUUGCAGACCAUUUAAAACUUUUCAGGUCAUGCACCCAGCCGUAUAUUGGACGUGUCAAUCGCCAACCCACCUACAACCCAUACGAAGGCAUCGAGAGAAAGCUCAUGGGGCCAUUCAACUCAGAGGCCGAUUUCGAUCAAUGGUGUCUUUCCCGUAUAAAGAACCCGUCUGAAAAAAGCAAGUGGAGGAGGAAACUCGCUGAAUUACGGAGGAAUAGUCAGUCAAAGUUUGUGCUCACACACGGAGACCUCUUUCCACGGAAUAUACUUGUUAAGGAAGGGAAGAUAACAGGUAUUGUGGACUGGGAGCGUAGCGGAUUUUAUCCGGAGUAUGUCGAGUACGCACUUGCCGCAUGUUUGUAUGAUUAUGGAGGAGAAGAGUGGUGGAAACCCUUACUGAUGGAAGCCUUGACUCCUUGCAUUCCAGAGCGACUAGAAGUUCAGACAUCAUCUCAAACCCUUGAAUAUGCUCCGCAAACCCUUCAUCUUGUUGCAUUCAGCAUCGGAGAUAUAGCGCAUUGGGCGCUAUUUAUUCCCAACAGAACGGCUGACCCUACCGGAACCCUUGUGCACAUCGGGAUAGAAGGCAAUGACGCGAAGUCUGGCGGAGGUGAGGCUGAGCUACUUAUCAACCAGUUCCAACUCUCGCGCAGCUCUGCAAAGAGUGUUGUGCCUCUUGUAGGCUCACGUGCAACACGCGGGGAAGUUGAGGAUGCGGCGAGAGCAUGCUUUGAGAGUUUCGAUUACAAUAUCCUUCUCGACAACUGUCAGACUUUCACUAUUGAUGUCUUGACAGAAUUGCAACGAAGAUUGCCCUCUCAGAUCCAGCAAGCUUCGAUCAAUCUUAUCCGGGAACAAUACGGAACAACACCAGUUAAAAUCCAGCAAUUUCUCGACCGACACAAACAACAACAAAACACUGAAGGACAUCAACCUGAGUCUUCAGAGCCACGAUUUUCCCUUGAUUAA
Molecule: messenger RNA, 1350 nt
Organism: Blastomyces gilchristii SLH14081
Lineage: Eukaryota; Fungi; Ascomycota; Eurotiomycetes; Onygenales; Ajellomycetaceae
Exons: 2
Coding region: 1-1350 (449 amino acids)
Source: RefSeq, a predicted model, not a curated record